GGCCCCGUGGUCGGCAGUUGGUAUAAGGUUCUGGAAGGUCUGGUUCCCGGGAGCAGCAAGUCUGUAGCCCUAAAGAAGAUGCUGCUGGAUCAGGUUGGGUUCUCGCCGUGCUUCCUCGGAUGUUUCCUGACCAUCGUCGGCUCGUUGAACGGCUUGUCUAAGGCGGAGAUCUGGGAGAAGCUGAAACGGGAUUACAAGGACGCCUUAAUCACCAACUACUAUAUUUGGCCUGCAGUCCAAAUUGCCAAUUUCUACUUCAUCCCUCUCUAUCACAGGCUGGCGGUGGUACAAUGCGUUGCCAUCAUCUGGAACGCCUACCUCUCCUGGAAAGCCAACAAGCCCUGACCAGAUCCGUCCGGCCCCGGAGGAGUCUGGGGGCCCGCCUAUCCUCUCAGGGGCCUG
Messenger RNA from Nanorana parkeri, 402 nucleotides. RefSeq names its product MPV17, mitochondrial inner membrane protein (gene MPV17). NCBI's taxonomy places the organism in Eukaryota, Metazoa, Chordata, Amphibia, Anura, Dicroglossidae. The annotation marks the transcript as partial. Gene Ontology annotation, cellular component: cytoplasm; membrane. The record is from RefSeq and is a predicted model, not a curated record. The transcript has 5 exons.